AUGUUUGACCCCAGCGUUUUGGAUGUUCCGGCUGUAAUCUUUGACAAUGGGUCUGGGCUGUUCAAAGCAGGUAUCGCAGGGGACAGUGGCCCAAGGUCUGUUUUUACAGCAAUUGUUGGGCGCUCUAAAGUGAAAGCUACAAUGCUGGGAGCUGGGCAGAAAGAAUAUUACAUUGGAGAAGAAGCUCAGUCCAAACGGGGAGUCCUGUCUUUGAAUUACCCGAUUGACCAUGGCAUAGUUACGUCCUGGGAUGAUAUGGAAAGGAUCUGGAGACACGUGUAUGAGUACGAGCUGAGAAUCAAGCCCUAUGAAAGGCCAGUGCUGCUGACUGAAGCCCCCCUCAAUCCUCUGCAGAACAGGGAAAAAAUGACCGAGAUCAUGUUUGAAAGCUUCAUGGUACCAGCCAUGUACAUUGCAGUCCAGGCCACCCUGGCACUCUAUGCAUCGGCUCGUAUCACUGGGCUGGUCAUGGACAGCGGGGAUGGUGUCACCCACACUGUCCCCAUAUAUGAAGGAUACUGUUUACCCCAUGCUGUCUCCAGGCUGGAUCUUGCUGGCCGGGAUAUCACCGAAUACUUUAUGAAGCUGCUUUUGGAGAGUGGACACACUUUUGUUAGCACAGCUGAAAGGGAAAUUGUCAGAGAUAUCAAGGAGAAGUUGUGCUACAUAGCUUUAGACCCUGUCCAAGAGAUGAAAGCGAAGCCAGAAGAGCUCAUGAAGGAGUACAAACUGCCUGACAACAAUAUCAUCCAGAUAGGCAACCAGCUCUUCCGUGCACCAGAGACCCUUUUCAUGCCUGCAAACAUUGGAGUGGAAGCUCCCGGCGUGCACAAAAUGAUCUUCAACAGCAUCAUGACGUGCGACAUCGACGUGCGCAGGAGUCUUUAUGGCAAUAUCCUCCUCUCAGGUGGGUCCACGCUCUUCCCUGGCCUGGAGGAGCGGAUCCUGAAGGAGAUGAAGCUGCAGGUGCCUUCUGGCAUGUUUGUGAGGAUCGUCGCACCCCCCGAGAGGAAAUACUGCGUGUGGAUUGGGGCCUCCAUCCUCACCUGCCUGACAUCGUUCCGACAAAUGUGGGUCACCGUGAAUGAUUACAGGGAUUUUGGGGCUGCUGUCAUUCACCGCAAGGGCUUUUAA
This is a messenger RNA of Melopsittacus undulatus (budgerigar), 1134 nucleotides long. Its product is annotated as actin-85C. NCBI's taxonomy places the organism in Eukaryota, Metazoa, Chordata, Aves, Psittaciformes, Psittaculidae. The transcript has a single exon. The record is from RefSeq and is a predicted model, not a curated record. The coding region runs from base 1 to 1134 and encodes 377 amino acids.